This is a messenger RNA of Cotesia glomerata, 1248 nucleotides long. Its product is annotated as 3-hydroxyacyl-CoA dehydrogenase type-2-like. The record is from RefSeq and is a predicted model, not a curated record. NCBI's taxonomy places the organism in Eukaryota, Metazoa, Arthropoda, Insecta, Hymenoptera, Braconidae. Gene Ontology annotation, molecular function: estradiol 17-beta-dehydrogenase [NAD(P)+] activity. Gene Ontology annotation, cellular component: mitochondrion. Gene Ontology annotation, biological process: fatty acid metabolic process; androgen metabolic process; estrogen metabolic process. Bases 95 to 877 code for a protein of 260 amino acids. The transcript is spliced from 4 exons.
AUAUCAUUACACAACUUAAGAUCUAUAUAUCUUACUUGUUAAUGUAUAAUCUAAUCAGUUUGUAUUUUUGCCUCGAGGAAUAAACUCCAGAGCAAUGGAAGCUAAAAUGAAGAAAGUGGUAGCAGUGGUAACAGGUGGUAGCUCUGGGGUGGGAAAAUCUAUCGUCGAGCGGAUAAUUCGGAAUGAAGGAAGAGUUAUAGUGAUUGACAUUGAUGAGGAAAAAGGCCAAGCUGUUGCUAAAUCUUUGGGAAGUAAUGUAGUGUUUGUAAAAGCAGAUGUUACAUCCGAAAAGGAAGUAAAAGAAGCGCUUGCAAUUGCAAAGGAUAAAUUUUUGAGGAUAAAUGUCCUGAUAAAUUGCGCCGGAAUUGUAAAAUGGGGCGCCCCGUACGAUUUCCAGAGAAAUGCGGCCUUGUCAAUAGAGAGCUUCCAAAAGGUGAUGGACGUAAAUGCUCUGGGGACUUUCAAUGUCACGCGUUUGGUCGCGGGGCUCAUGGGGGAAAACGAACCUGACGAGAAUGGGGAACGAGGUAUGAUAAUUAACAUCGGGAGCGUGCUGGCAGCCGACGGCAACGUUGAUUUCUUCGCUUACUCUGUCAGUAAGGCCACGGUUGUCGGAAUGACAAUACCUCUUGCACGGGCCUUUGCUGAUAAGGCCAUCAGAGUGGUGGCAGUUUCUCCAGGGUAUCUUGAUACACCCAUGACACGAAAUGAAUUUCCUAUCGAAAAAUUAAACGAAGCAAUGCUAAAGUUAAACUUAUUUCCAAAGCGACUUGGCCAGCCGGAAGAAAUCGCUCACCUGAUCCAGUGCGUAAUUGAAAAUCCGUUUAUCAACGCCGUUAAUCUAACAAUCAGCGGUGGAUUUCAUAAUACCAACUAGAGCUCAUAAAUAUAAAAAGCAUCGCUCGUCAUGUUAAGUGUAGUUCAAGCUUAUAUACUUAAAGUGACAAAUGGUAUUUGUGUACAGUAUAUUGCAAGAUUGCAGGACGGAUCAAUUAUAGUGUUGUGAUACGCACGUACCGAAAGGUUCAUUUCGUAGGGAAGGAAAAUUUACGAUAUUUUACAGCCACUUGGAACUGGAAAUCCAGUUUGAUGUUGAACAAAUUUAUCUGUAUGAGUGAAAUAUGAGUCCGACAUGACGUUUAUAUUAAACAUAAUCAUCAGUAGCAUCAACCACGACAGCUGGGGCAGGACCUUUAAAAAUACUUACCCUAAACUAUAAUAUAUAUUUGAAUGAAAAUUUAUUUUUUU